Molecule: messenger RNA, 1059 nt
Organism: Aspergillus melleus
Lineage: Eukaryota; Fungi; Ascomycota; Eurotiomycetes; Eurotiales; Aspergillaceae
Product: putative SNARE protein (Ufe1)
Exons: 2
Coding region: 1-1059 (352 amino acids)
Biological process (GO): retrograde vesicle-mediated transport, Golgi to endoplasmic reticulum
Cellular component (GO): SNARE complex; endoplasmic reticulum
Source: RefSeq, a predicted model, not a curated record
AUGACCGAUCUCACCGUUGAGUUCUCCCGUCUCUGCGAGGCGAAAGGCAGCCCUCCAAUUCCACCCAACCGGUACCUCGCCGUCGACCGAGCCGAUGAAUUCCUCAAGGAAGCACACCGCAUCAACUCCCACAUCUCCUCCCUCCUCAAAUACCUCCACUCCAUUCGCCCGUCGUACCUCUCCAUCACCGCGGCGCCCCGUCACACCACCAGUGCCAGUAUUAGUACCUCGACGCCGACUCGCCAACCCACCGACCCGAAAUCCAAACCCCUCUCCGACUCCGACCGCGACAAUGUCGACUCCUCAACCACCCUCCUCCUGCACGAUCUCAGCUCCUCCAUCUCGACGCUCUCUUCCGCUGAAACCCUCCGCCAGGAUACCCAAGCUGGUGUGCUCCGCAAGAAAUACGGCCACGGCGGCGCCGCUGCCCGCUUACUUUGGAAAUGGGCCGGUGGGGACGCCUUGUCUAGUUCGACAGGGGUAGAUGGAGAUGGAGAAGGAGAAAGUGAAGAGGGGAAAACAGACGAGCAGAUCCGCGACGAGGCGCUCGAAAAAACGACCAAGGCGGUGCGCGAGAACGUGCUGUGGUUCUUGAGACGGGGGCUUGAGGAUGCCGUGAAGGUGCAGCGGGAGAUGGUGGAACGGCGGAUUGAGCGCGUGCGCGAGAAGGAGAAGAGUGUGUUGUAUAAGGCUGCGUCUGGUGGUGGUGGUCGACCGAGGGGGGUUUCGUCUGCGGGUCAGAGUUCGAAUUCGACUCGGAACCAGAAUCAGGGAUUCGUGGAUUCAGGCGAUGCCUAUCUCUAUGAUAAACCCCGUUCGACGAUGGAUGAUGCCGAGGUUAAGGCUAUCGAGGCGGAGUUGUCGCCGGAGCAGCUACAGCUGUUUGCGGAGGAGAAUGACUCCAUGGUGAAGUAUUAUGAGGAUACAUUGAGUAAAGUACAGUACGUUUUCCUUCCUUCCUUCCUUCCCUCCCUUCGUUCCCCUCCCACAUUAUUUCACUUGCAGAGAGACAACCCCAAAAGAAAGAAAGAAACAGAACUAACGUAUAUAUUAUUAUAG